Molecule: messenger RNA, 5074 nt
Organism: Styela clava
Lineage: Eukaryota; Metazoa; Chordata; Ascidiacea; Stolidobranchia; Styelidae
Source: RefSeq, a predicted model, not a curated record
GUAUAUCAAUUAUAUGAAUAGUUGAAAAGAUAUGUGGAGUUCUCGACUACCAGUGGUAGUCUUAUUUUUUCUUUUCCGUUCUUUUGUCGGAUCAACAAAUGUGAAAUUAGAGAAUAAUGGAUACAAAGGAUUACUAAUUGCUAUUCAUCCUACCGUUCCGGAAAGUUCAGCAUUGAUUCAGGAAAUAACUGACGCAUGGACAAGCGCAUCAGAAGCUUUAUACAAAGCAACUAAACAUCGCGCGUAUUUCAAUACCAUUACAAUACUGGUGCCGGCAACAUGGACCAAAACUUCUUAUCCUAUAUCAACAGAAGAGACUUACAGCGAGGCCGAUGUAGUGAUUGAAAGCGGUUCCAUAUCAGCCCCUUUCACGGAACAAUACGGAAGUGCAUGUGGCGAGCCAGGAAGCAAAAUCCAUACCAGAUAUAACUACUAUACUGACGAUGACGCUGUUACAAAUUUCGGUCAAAGAGGUAAAGCUAUUGUUCAACAAUGGGCACAUUACCGAUAUGGCAUAUACGAUGAGACUUCAACAGAGUAUACGAAGCAAAAUGGAGAACCCCAAGCAUCAAGGUGUCCAGAAUCUGUCAGUGGAUUAGUUGUCAAUGUUGAGAACACUGCUACGACUUGUGCGUUUGAUGAAAAUACCAAUACUUACACAGAUGAUCCGUGUGUUUUUUUACCACAAGAAAAUACAGCUGGAGUUAGCACCACUCUUUCGUGUUACCAGUAUUUGGACAAUGUUGUCACAUUCUGUCACGAUCAGGACCCAACCAAUCCGAACGAUCCGAACGUCCAUAAUUCAAAUGCAAAGAAUGAGCAAAAUCGACUUUGUGACAGAAAAAGUUCUUGGUAUCACAUUUUACAACAUGACGAUUUCAUGAAUGGGAGUAAUCUAGCAAAUGAUAGCAUUACUGACCUAACGCCCUCGUUCAAUUUUGUCAAAAUGGAAGAACAUCCAAGAUAUGUUCUCGUUAUAGAUGUCUCAAACAGCAUGAAGGGGCUUAGAUUACAAACGUUCAGAACAGCAGCAAGAGAAAUGAUAAUGAAUUAUCUACCAUCAGGAAGUCGAAUAGGAAUGGUUGAGUUCUCUUCAAACGCUGAUAUAUUGAGUUAUUUGAAAACUAUAGAAACUCGAAAUGAUCGUGAAGAUUUUGUGAAUUUGCUUCCCACCAUUACUCAAGAUUUCACAAGCAUUGGAGAUGGAUUGCUCAAAGGAAUUGAAGUUUUGGAGUAUGGAGGUGAAAGCGCUGCAGGAGGAAAUCUUAUAGUCUUAGUUGAUGGGAAAGAAAAUGAACCGAAUUUCGUCGACAUGGUGUUUGAUAGCAUCGUAGGAAAGGGAGUUCAUGUCAGUACAAUAUAUUAUGAUGAAACCGAUGGAGGAAGAGAAAAAGGACUUCAACAACUUAUAACAGAAACUGGUGGAAAAUGGGUUUUUGUUGCCGACGAAAACGAUUUAAAUUCUUUGACAAACGCUUUUAUUACAAUGGUCCAACCAGAAGAUGGUGAUACUACAGCACAAGUUCUUACUAUCGAAAGUUAUGAGGUGAGCAUACCAUCAGGAGCAUAUCAAUCAUCUGUAUAUUUGGAUCAAACAAUUGGAAAGAAUACUGUUUUUUCAUUUUCUUGGAAUUCUGGCAACCCAGAUUUGAGCGUAAGACUUCAAAGCCCAGAUGGUUGCGAGUUCACCCAUUCAAGCAGUGGACCAACUUCGAAUUGUGGAAAUACCGUGAGCUCAGAAGCCAUAGGAUUUAAUACAAUAUCGUUCAAUAUGUCUAGUAUUGCAAAGGAAGGAAACUGGAAAUACAUCAUAGAACCAUCCUUGGGUUCAAAGGUCAAUAUUCAAAUAUCAUCGUCAGCAGCGGAUCAAGAUGUUGAACCAAUAAUGAUAACGCCAUUCCUAACAACAUCAGAAUCUAGUUCUGUAAAGGUACUGCGCGCGAAAGUUUCAAAAGGGUUGCUACCUAUUGCUGGGGUGAAUGUUGUAGCAAAAAUUUCAAAACCAGAUAAAAGUGUUGUCACUAUUGAUCUUUUCGAUAACGGAGCGGGGGCGGAUCAAAAAAUGGAUGAUGGAAUAUAUUCAAAGUCUUUAACGGAUAUUACAACCAUCAACGGUCGAUAUAGUGUAAAGAUUGAAGCAACUGCAUCAGGCACAUCUGCUAAAAUAAACGGAAACACGAUGUCAUUUGCAAAUUACAACUAUGGCGUUGUCCUUGACGAUGGUUCUGUGAAGUUGAAUCCAAACGGCUUGCCAGAUUCAGUAGAAUCAAACAGUAUUUCUGUUACUGAAUUUAGUAGAUCUCUCUCGAUGGUCGGCUUCACUCAUUCUGGCGCAUCCGGAGGACCAGAUAAUAUAUCGCCAUGUAAAAUUAUUGAUCUCGAAAUCAAACAAGCAACCGAAUCCACAAACAAAAUCGACAUUUUAUUUACUGCUCCGGGAAACGACUACGACGUAGGAAAUGCUUUUUAUUAUGAAAUGUUUUACACAUUCGAAGCGUCCACCGAUUUGAUUAAUCUCGGUCAGUCGAGAAAUGAAACAACACGUGUGGUUUUAGAAGAUGAUUUCUUACAAGGAAGUUUGAAAAGUCCUAAAAAGUUUGGAGAGAUUGAAACUAUGAGAUUGGCGCUUGUGUCUGUGCCUACUAUAGAAGGAUUUUACACAGUCAGCUUAGUUGUGCGAUCAGCGGACUUAGAAGGCAAUGUAUCGCCGAUAUCUAAUAUUGCGGCUACGGAAUAUGUCGUAGGUAAACCAGUAGUGAUAGCAACAUCGACCAAUUCAGUAUUUUCAACCUCCAUCAAAGUAACAACAGUAUCAAAACCUACGUCGAUACCGAGUAAACCAGAACCAUCAAAUGGACUUAUCAUUGGACUUUCUGUUCCGAUUGUAAUAAUUGUCAUUUCCGUUGUAGCGGUGUUAUUAUGGUUAUGUAAACGACACAACCGUAAAAAGGCAGUCAGUCCAAGGGAGAGGGUCUAUCAACCAAGCGAAUACGACAAGGCCACGGAUCUUCCUCAUGAGUGCCCACCGGAUUAUUCGACAGUCAAUGCACCUUAUCAACAACCUUCUUACAGGUAUGAAGCAUACCAACGACAACCUUAUUAUCAAACAAAUGAUUACGAAUUCGCCCAAACAAACCAAUCUGCCUAUGAAACUCCCAUACAACAGCAAUAUUACGAAGAUGUCGAUAAUGCCCCGCCGCUUCCUCCUCGUCCACCAAACCGUGGGUGAGGGAGUCCAGGUCUCCAGCAAAUGCGGAUCAUUAUUCAAAAUAGAAUAGAAUAGAACACAAAAUAGAGUACAAUUGUAGAAGAUGUAGAGUCCUGUCAAAUUCGGCGCAAAAAUAUAGUUCCAUCGAUUACUAAUCUUCAAAUUAGAAUUAUUUUUUCUGAAUAUUCCCACGUCAAAUUUCGUAUUUUGAUGUAUGUGGAAGCGAAUGACUAAAAGAAAACCAAUGUUGAAGUUAUGCCUUUGUUAUACAUAUUAUUCAGAAAAAAAUUGGAAAAAACACCGCGUUCUGUCUGUAUUUUAAUGAGACUGGUAUUUUGUGACGGUAUCAAUAUAAGUGAUAAAUGUUUCUUAGAGUGUAUUUUUACUUUCGUACAAGACAAAUUUAGAUAAUGUCUCUUAUUUUAUAGAUUUUUGAUUUUUUCAUUUGGUAAACGCUAUCUUGAUAUUGAAUUUUAGUUAUAAAAUAAUUAAUUAUUGGAAAUUGCGACAGAGUGAAUAAUAUUUUUGGUGCACAUUAUUACCAUCAAUUUUGCAAAGUAGAUAUAUUUGAGUUUGAAUGUCGAAAUAACUGGUUUAAAAGAUGUAUCGAUUCUAUGUUUUGUGUAUAUGCAUAGGAUAAUUGAAGAUCAUCAUAAAAUUGUACAUUAUUGACUCUACUGCCCACUAAAAUUUUCUAUUCGGCAUUUGAUAAAAAGGCACUGUUCGCUCUAGUGGCCUUUAUAUAUCUCCUAUAUAAUUACUGUAUUAUUAUUUUAAUAAUUUUUUAUUCAGAUAGCUAUUUGUUUUACCAAACCUAGUUUACUUUUUCAAUAGUUAAUUGUUUAGUUUGAGUCACGUCACGUCGUUAUUGGAAUGGUAUCUUGAAUAAAUUUUAGUUCUUAUGCACGGUAAGUGCUCACGUAAAAGUCAGUGUUGAUUACAGAAUUUUUUUUGUUCUUUGAACUUUAAUCUUCGUUUUUAAGUCCACAACCCUUCAACUUUAUUUCAGCACAGUUUUGUGAAAGCAUUGGUGAAAAAAAUCCCAAAGUACUGGUGUUUGAUCAUUUCCCAAAUCCCAAAAUGAAAUUGCAAAAGAGUCAAGAGAUACGGUAUUAUUGUGGUUCAUUAUAUAUCGGUUGACCCUAUACCUGACUUCAGUUUAAUGCAACACGGUGAAAAAGUACUCCACCCAAAAUAUAGUGCAAAAGAUCUGUAUAACAAAACGUUUAUUGCAAAUAAAGUAACUGAUUAGUAAUAUCCUUGCUAUUUACAUGUAACUCUAUUAUAUUUAACUACACAUCACAAAUGUUUUCGUUGAAUCACAAAUUGUCCUCGUUUAUAGGAGGAACAUAUAUAUAUAUAUUUCAUAAGAUUUUAGUUACACACGAGUUGCUAUAUAUAUAUCAAUAUAAAUGAUAAUAAAAAUGAAACAGUGAGCAGUUAUCAACAAAAUACAGUCAAAAUGAACAGUAUAUUGAACUAGAAAACAAUACUUGUUUGUUAGAAGUGCAAGUCAGUAUUGCGUGAAGUAUUACUACUGAAAUGUAUUUAUUAAGCAUGUGGGUUUUUGGAAUAUUGCUUCUUUGUCCCAGCCUCCAUUUUAGCAUUGUCAUCUUUAAUCUUGUUGGAUUUUGAGACUUUGUGUAAUUUUUUCUUUCGGUGAAACCAAUAUGCAAGGAACCCGCCCACACCUGGUAAAAUAUAAAUAAAGCGACGAUAUUUUGAGAUGAAUGGAUUUACAUGUUUUUAUCGAGUGACUCUAACCGAUUCUUAUACUAAAAUCGUCAUUGAAUUAUACAUCUCGAUAUGACCAUUUCCAAGUAAUAUUUCCAAACACUAAGCUUUAAUAAAAGCCGAAAUGAUAUA